AUGACGGGUAAAAAGCACAAGGUCACAGUGGUCGGCUCGGGAAAAUGGGGAUCGACGAUCGCCAAAAUCCUGGCCGAAAACACUCGCGAACAUCCCGAUGUCUUCGAAGAAGAGGUGCAGAUGUGGGUGUUCGAGGAGGAGGUGACUAUCCCCAAAGACUCGCCGCACCGUGAGGCCCUCGGCGACCAGACGCACAAGUUGACGGACAUCAUCAACCGCGUCCACGAGAACGUCAAGUACCUCCCUGGCACCGCGCUGCCGAGCAACGUCGUGGCUAACCCAGACCUGCGCGCUGCCGUCAAGGACGCCACGAUCCUCGUCUUCAACCUCCCGCACCAGUUCAUCGACAAGACACUCGAGCAGAUGAAGGGCCACCACCUGCCAUACGCACGCGCCGUCUCGUGCGUCAAGGGCGUCGAGGUCGCAAACGGGCGGGUCACGCUCUUCUCGGAGCUCAUCAUGGAACAGCUAGGCAUCUACUGCGGGUCGUUGUCCGGCGCCAACAUCGCCCCGGAGGUCGCCGCCGAGGAGUUCUGCGAGACCACCAUCGGCUACAGCCCGCCGCCCAUGGACCUCGACGCGAAGGACGAGCUCUCCCCCGAUAACCGCCACGUCAUCAACAAGCAGCGCCAGCGCAAGAUCUCAUCUACCUCUGCUGAGCUGCAGCGCGUGCCGGAUGACUACCCCUGCGUCGACGAGAGGCUGCUGCGCCGCCUCUUCGAGCGCCCGUACUUCCAUGUGCAGGUCGUUGCCGACGUGGCGGGCGUGGCGCUGUGCGGCGCCCUGAAGAACAUCGUCGCGCUGGCGGCCGGCUUCGUCGCGGGUAAGGGCUGGGGUGAGAGUUCCAAGGCGGCCAUCAUCCGGAUCGGCAUGAUGGAGAUGAUCCGCUUCGGGCGCUUCUGGUUCCCCGACUCCGUGAACCAGAAGACCUUUACCGAGGAGAGCGCCGGUGUUGCGGAUCUGAUCGCCUCGUGCUCCGCCGGUCGUAAUUUCCGGUCCGCGAAGCACUCCGUCGAGAAGGGUGUGAGCGUCGACGAGCUUGAGCAGUCGGAGCUGAACGGGCAAAAGUUACAGGGGACAUCGACUACUCGCGCCGUGUGCGAUUUUCUGUCAACGCAUGGCAAGCUGGACGAUUUUCCAUUGUUCAAUGCAGUCAAUCGAAUCCUCGAUGGUAAGGUUAGUGUGGAUGAGUUGCCAAAGUUGUUGAGGUAA
Aspergillus fumigatus Af293 is the source of this 1212-nucleotide messenger RNA. The record is from RefSeq and is a predicted model, not a curated record. NCBI's taxonomy places the organism in Eukaryota, Fungi, Ascomycota, Eurotiomycetes, Eurotiales, Aspergillaceae.